This is a messenger RNA of Kockovaella imperatae, 2420 nucleotides long. RefSeq lists its product as hypothetical. NCBI's taxonomy places the organism in Eukaryota, Fungi, Basidiomycota, Tremellomycetes, Tremellales, Cuniculitremaceae. The transcript has 8 exons. Bases 20 to 2215 code for a protein of 731 amino acids. The record is from RefSeq and is a predicted model, not a curated record.
CAUCACUUUACUUCUUCCGAUGCCCUCACGAACCAGAUCUAAGCGCCUCAGAUCAAUCUCACCGGGGUCAACAGUAGCUUCCACUGUCACCGUACGCCGUCGUGUAGGCCGAGGACGCUCGGCAGCACCUAGUUCCGUCUACACCGAGACCCCUCGACCCGCUGCUCCUACUCCACCGGGACUCAAUAUCUUAACCUCCCUCUCUGUCUCUCAAUUUUGGCCAUCUGAUCGCAGAUUCGUGGUGGUAGAUGAUGUCUGGGCUGAGGAAGAGCUUGCAUGGCUCCGAUCUGAGAUUCAAACCAUUGGAGGAGUCAUUCAAACCGACCCGAUUCGAGUGACGAUGAUGGAUUACCUCGUCAUCCCAUCGCCAUCAGAGGAGCGAAUUCCUAAUUCUGGGCUAGGUCCGCGACUCAGCCUGGGUAUCACUCAUCCUGAGCUCUCCAAUCUUCAACGAGUCUCCCGACGCUGGAUCAAACUCUGCGUUUUCCGGGGACAGGUAUUAGAUCCUGACGGACCUGUGGGGGACAUGUCCGGUGUUCAACCCCGGGCUGGACCUUCAGGAGACCCAUCAUUAUUGUCUACCACAGCCACUGCUCGACAUGCAAAGUCUCCCCUCGACUUCGCCCAACGCGAGCUAGCGCAUGAUGUCCUGGAAGCCAUGGAUCGCUUUGACUGGUCACAACGAGGUGCCAGGACCAAGUUUUAUGCCCAUUUCGAUGUCGAACAGCCCCGACAGAACCAGAGCCUUCCCAUGCACAUUUCAAAUUUCAUUGGCCGUAACCUAGCCUUGUUCGAGCACGCCUGUCCCGCUUUCGCUGCCACUGCAGUUCCCGGAAGGCGUGGCGCUGGUUUGCAUACCAGACGUCGGCGCAAGAUGGACGAGGGUACAUCCCCGAUCGCUGAGAUCAAUGAAGCGACACCUCCCCCAAGCCACGACGCCGGUCCGCCAACUCCCAGAUCUCUUGCCUCCUCGCGGCACACGGCUGAUCCUUCGACGGCUCGACUAGAGGACUCGGAGGCAUCCGUCAGUACAUCAGACUUCCAGUCAUCCUUUGACGAUGAUGGGGGCUUUGCGGGUAGUGACAGUGAUUAUGAUCAUGAUUCGGCAUUCUCAACUUCAGAUAGCACCCGGCUUAUACGUCUUGAAGAUAUGGUCUCACAGUCGCCCGAGAAGUUGCCACCUGCCGCUGGAUCUCCGAUCUUGACUGCUGCAUCUGAUCGUUCAGAAUCUCCCGGACCCAUACCGGCACCCCUCUCACAUGAAACAUCCCCGAAUCCUUCGGAAGUGAUCCAGCACGCUCUCGGAACCUCAUUAAAUACUUCACAGAUUGCAAGUUAUGACUUGAGGUUGUGGUGCUCCUCUGUGGAGGCUUGGGCCAAGGCACCUGCUAAUGCUGGACGUUCAGCGUUCCCUUCGUUGUCAUCCUGCCAAGCCCUUUGCUCAUCUUUGGGCCGGCUCCCUCCUGAUGAGACUUCCGGCGAAGAAAUAUCCUUUGUGGCACCCCGAUCCGUGGAUCUGGUUUCAGACUUAUGGGUUCUCAUGCGUUCGAUCUUGCAGCACAAGCUCUUCCAGUUCGACCAUAGGACUGACCAUAGGACAGCCAGAUCUGGCAUUCAAUCGAGCAAUUCUGACAAAUCUUCAAGCUCUCGAGCCAUCCGAAUAUUGGAUCAGGAACCACUUUCAGUCUACCGAAUCGCUACACAAGAUGAUCAGUACAGCAAUGUCCCCUUCUCGCAGGUGACACUCAAAUGCCAAGCCUGGCGAGCGAUCACUGUCUCCGCUUUGGACAUCCCUCGUCUUCUGGCUUUCGAAGUCAACAGUAUCUGGUAUGGUAUUGUUAUCGAUCCUUGCGACCGAGUGAUCACAUGCUUUGAUCCCUGCAGCCAGACAGUGGACUCUGGUGAAGAUAUCUCACAGCUUGUGAUGGACUUCUGGGACGAUGCUCUAUUCGAAGCUGGCGCUGAGCCCAGCUCGUCGGCGUUCACUACCUCGGUACAACUGCUAUCUCAACCUUUCCAGCCCGAAGUAUCCUCAGCCGCAACGCUUGCAUGGUUGAUCCAUGUUAUUAGCCGCUGGGACGAGAGUAUAUCAAUCCCGGCUCCGCUCGAAUACGAGCGUGAAGAUCGUCUACGUUACCUUCGAUCCCUCAUCCAGAGCAGUUUAUGGGAUAUUGCGGCUAAUGCUAUACCAGGUCAAGUUGAUACAUAUUUGUAGGAGAUCGCGCUAGAGAGCUCGGGGGAUCCACAACAGUACUUGGUAUCGAAAUUAGCCAUGAGUACUCAAGGGAAUACGACAGGGUUUCAACAUAGCUGCUUUAAUGCUUUUUGUAAUGUCAACGGGGGAAAGUCGCUUCUUCUAUAUGAGGAGAUCGAGUACAAGCAUAGCAUUGUGGUAUACUGUAUGCACGUUUCAUCUGCGG